This is a messenger RNA of Ixodes scapularis (black-legged tick), 1089 nucleotides long. RefSeq names its product DNA-binding protein HEXBP. The record is from RefSeq and is a predicted model, not a curated record. The transcript has a single exon. Gene Ontology annotation, molecular function: zinc ion binding; nucleic acid binding. Lineage: Eukaryota; Metazoa; Arthropoda; Arachnida; Ixodida; Ixodidae. Bases 60 to 746 code for a protein of 228 amino acids.
UCUUACUAUCGUCCUGAUAUUGCGGACCGUCUCCGAGCGAUAUCCCUCGAAGCACGUAAAUGGGCCACGUCCAGAUUGGGCGUCGGAUGAUUCAUUCGAACGCGCGAGGCGUGGAUCACGUGCUAGGCAGCAAACCCUGUGCUGCUGGCGUUUCCGCGUUCCAUUCGCUGCAAGGAACCCGACCGACGUGUUACUUCGGGUCCCGCUCCGUUCGAAUCUCAAGUUCUUCUCGCCUCUCGUCGCCAAGACAGCUGGACAUGAGCGGUCAGGAGUGCUACGCGUGCCACAAGCAGGGCCAUUUCGCCCGCGAGUGCCCAGAAGGCGACCAACGCAGCAGCAGCUACGGGAACCGGAGCAGGGACGGCGGCUACGGAGGCGGAGGCGCAUACGGUGGUGGUGGCGGCGGCUAUGGCGGCGGCGGCGGCGGCGGCAGCUACGGCGGUGGCGGAGCCGGCUACGGCGGGGGCGGCUACGGGGGCGGUGGCUCGUUCGGCAGCUCCUACCGUUCCGGCGGGUACGGCUCUCGUGGUGGUCGCGGAGGGGGUGGCAGUCCUGGCGGUCCUGGUGGCAUGCGAGGCGGCUCGACGCGGAUGGGCGAUUCCCGCUCCUUCUCUUCGGGUCCCAUGUCCUGCUACAACUGUGGAAAAACCGGCCAUAUCGCCAGAGAGUGCCCCGAUGACGGCAAGACGUGCUACGUCUGCGGCAAGCAGGGCCACAUAUCUCGCGACUGUGGACAGAAAGAUUGAACCUCGGUUCCAGUAAGAUGUUCCGUUCGGUCCGUCUUGCAUUCCAAGUUUGUCUUGUUUUUUUGUGCGUGGAAUUUGAAGUAGGGCUGUACCGUUUCCGCCGCAGUGGCUAGUUCAGUCGAAGUACCCCGACUCGGAGAGAACGUGGUUCUGAGAACCGCGACAUGUUUUAGGCUUCGGCACACGCUAUUCCUAAAGAUGUAUUGGACCGAAACGUCGAUGUUCUUUGUGGCGGUUGGUGGUACGGAAGGCAAUGGGAUGAACGUUCGCGGUUUCAUGUUUUUUCUCGUGUGAAAUUUUCUUACUUUGUACUGAAAAUAAACGUUUAUUUUCGUGCUCCCAA